CGUCGCCAUUUUGGAUUGACUUGGCUCACUGGGAGAAGAUAACGCUAGCUAGCAGACUGGCCUGACCACCGGUGCAAGUAGAAGAAUUGCUCAGAGGACACUGGGUUGUCCUGGCAGUCUUCAUUGUUGUGACCACAUAAAGAGUGGUGUGAGGAGUGCAGCAGUCUGCCCCGCUCAUUCAGCUAGUUAGCAGCUGCAGCAAAGCAGAUGUGACGGCUAACUAGCUAGCUGAGUUAGCUAGCUGUGCAGCACCGGCUUUGAGGAGGGCGAACAUCAGCAUCAGUCUGCACGCCCCGACCGACCUCUUAACCUCUUUGUUGGCCGUAUAUGUAGUGAGGCAACCAGUGUGACGCUAGUUCCCAGACGUAUCACAAGGAGAAAUGUAUCAACUCCCAGUGAAUAACCUCACAAGAAUCCGGAGAGCUAGGAAACAAGUGAAGAAAGCACUUGAAGACAUUGGACUGGAGUACUGCAAGGAGGCAGCAGAGGAGUUCAAAGAGUUUUGCCCUAAUGAGCAAUUUGUUAAGAGCAGUCUUUGCCUUGAUAUCUGCGCAUGGGAUCCAUCAUACUCUAAAACACAGGAAUACCGAUCGAAGCCAUUUUGCUGCACAGAGUGCUCAUUUUCUUCCAAAUACUACUCAGGCUACAAGAAUCACUUCCGCAAUGUACACAGGAAAAUCUUUGAUAGUAAAAUACUGCUCAACUGUCCAUACUGCACAUUCACUGCAAGCAAGAGAACUUUGGAGACGCAUGUUAAAAUAUUCCACAUACCUAGUUCAGCACGGCAGAACUAUGGAAACCCACAGGGAGUUGGACUGGCAAAGAACAACAAAACAUAUGGCAGACAGGGAGACGGUGUGGAGAAGGCAAUGUACUUUUGCAAAAAAUGCACGUUUCGGGACAGUCUCUACAAUGUUGUGAGAAGGCACAUUUACAGGGAACAUUUUCAGCAUAUUGUCUCACCGUAUCUUGGUAUGGUUUCAGAAUCAUCUGUCAAAAAUGGUGCUAAUUCUGUCAAUGGCAACAACAUCCUCUGUAAACGCUGCCAGUUUUCCACUCGUAGCUACGAGGCUCUAGUACAGCAUGUUAUAGAGUACCAUGAGCGCAUUGGUGCUCAGGUAACCACCAUGAUUGGACAUGCUAAUAUUCUUGUGUCAAGGACCCAAACCUUACCAGUUGUAACUCAGAAGACCCCUGUGGUCAUUAGCAGGGGCCACACACCUAGAGCUGACUCAACAGCACAACCAGUAAUUGGCUAUUUAAAGCCAGUGGCCCCUGUUGUUAAACAUCAGUCUUCCAUCGCAACCAGUCAGCUUCGUGGCACAGUUCCUGGCAACAGCACUGUGGCUGAAAAUAAUUCUGCGGGUGUAAACACAGCGCAGACACAGAAGUGGAAGAUAUGUACAGUUUGCAAUGAGCUCUUUCCUGAAAACCUCUAUAAUGCUCAUUUUGAGAACGCACACAAGGCAAAGAAAGUGUGGGCACUGGCCAAGUACAUCAUGAAAAUCCACAACUUCACCAGCAAGUGUUUACUUUGCAACCGCUAUCUGCCCAGCGACACACUGCUUAACCACAUGCUAAUCCACGGGCUCACCUGUCCACAGUGCCACUCUGCUUUCCACAGUGUUGAGAAAAUCAUGGAGCAUGUGGCUCAGGCUCAUCCUGAUGACUUUGUCGGACCACCUGGUGCAUCACCUCUUACCUUUGAUCUCACCAUUAAACAGGAGAAGUCCAGUAACGUACAACUUGUUGUUCUCACUUUUAACAUGAAGGAAUCUGUCAAUGGUCAAGAUCAGUUGGCGCCUGCUCAGAACAGUGUUCCACCUCCGGUCAAAGUCACCGCUCCCAGAAUGAUUGAGAAGACGAGUGAACCACUUGCUGCUAGAAGUUUCCCCUCAGCGACUCACAAGAGUGAGGUUGGGAAGACUCUGUGUCCGCUGUGUUUCACCAUCCUCAAAGGUCCCAUCUCUGAUGCUUUGGCCAUGCAUCUGAGGGAGCGACACCAAGUGCUCCAAACAAUGCAUCCUGUUGAAAAAAAAAUGACGUACAAGUGCAUUCAUUGCCUGGGGGUGUACACCAGUAACAUGGUAGCCUCCACAAUCACGCUGCAUCUUGUGCAGUGCAGGGCUGUUGGUAGAACCCAUGUAGGUCAAGGCUUCAAGUCUGCCUUGACUCUCAACUCGUCUGGGGCUGGCUUUCUCAAGAGGCAGCCACCAAUGCAGGCCAUGUCCAACCCCAAGAAGAUGAAACUGAGCAAAGAGUCAAAGAUUUCCUGCACAACCGUUGGAAGUCAGUCUGAAUCUGAUGGCCUUGCUCUGGAUCCUAGGAGCUACGAGCACAAGACGUAUGAGGCCAGGAAAAAUUUCCUGACGUCCUACUUCAACCGGCGACCAUACCUUUCUUCUCAGGAAGAGGAGAAGCUGUCUGCAAGUCUGUGGCUGUGGAAAUCUGACAUUUCUAGUCACUUUGCAACCAAGCGAAGGAUGUGUGAGAGAGAAUGUGAGACCAAGAAGGUGUCUGUGCUGCUCGGCUUUGACAUGCAUGCUGUCAAGAAAGUUAAACAUGACUUGAUCUUUGAGGAGAGCAAGGUUGAAAGCACCUCAGUGGGGAGAUCUGGAGGCCUCAAGUCUGGUACUCCAAACACAGACCAAAACAGACAAUGUGAGACACUGAACUGUACCUUAAAACUCGUAAGCACGUGCACAGAGACCAUUUCCAUUGAUUCAGACAGUGAACCAGAAACAGAGGAUGGACCUACUGAGAAUGGAAAUGUUGACACAAACCAACACGAGAAUGUUAAAUCCCAGAAGCCAGCAAAUAUGACAGAAGAGACAGAAGCUGUGAACACGGAUGAUCCUCAGAGAGACAAGGAGAGCACUUUGCAAGAUGGGAAAGCAAACGCUUGGAUGACGUUCUGUUAGUGUCUCUGCUUGGCAGUGUCACUUCUGAAGGAGUGUAUGAAUUAAGACAAAGAAAAACGAAAAAGGUCUUCACACAGUUACAAAUCACAAAUAUGAGGACACAUGGCAUGGGUCAUUAAAUCUCCAGAUGUUUCCAGGGUUGGAAGGAAGGAAAAAUGUUACAUUAUAGUACAUAGGUAUAUGGCAUAUGUAAGUGACAUUGUAUAUAUUUUAGCCAUUGAUCUUUGUUAGAUUCUUCAUACAAUCUGUGUUAUUCACCUUUUAACUGUCACAAGAUUUAAGAAACAGUUAUGCCAACCUCCCUACUUCCAUAGUUUUUUCUCAACUGUGAUAAAGAACUGUAACAUAUUGUCAUUUCACAUUUAGAAAGUGUAGGAUAUGCUUAUUGCUUAUGUACACGUUUUAAUAAAUAUGUUUGUUUAAUAAAAA
Dicentrarchus labrax (European seabass) is the source of this 3350-nucleotide messenger RNA. It is a transcript of the gene adnpa, whose product is annotated as activity-dependent neuroprotector homeobox a. The transcript has 4 exons. Lineage: Eukaryota; Metazoa; Chordata; Actinopteri; Moronidae. Gene Ontology annotation, cellular component: nucleus. The record is from RefSeq and is a predicted model, not a curated record. Gene Ontology annotation, biological process: regulation of gene expression. Gene Ontology annotation, molecular function: DNA binding. The coding region runs from base 381 to 2921 and encodes 846 amino acids.